Messenger RNA from Egretta garzetta (little egret), 3786 nucleotides. It is a transcript of the gene SENP7, whose product is annotated as SUMO specific peptidase 7. Gene Ontology annotation, biological process: protein desumoylation. The coding region runs from base 10 to 3183 and encodes 1057 amino acids. Lineage: Eukaryota; Metazoa; Chordata; Aves; Pelecaniformes; Ardeidae. The transcript is spliced from 23 exons. The record is from RefSeq and is a predicted model, not a curated record. Gene Ontology annotation, molecular function: SUMO-specific endopeptidase activity. Gene Ontology annotation, cellular component: cytoplasm; nucleus.
GAGAAAAUCAUGGAAGGAAGAACAUCAUCUUCAAGUCAUUUUCGUAUACCAAAGAAGAAAACAAACACCAAGUCAGAGGAUGUCCAAGUUCAGUUCCCUUUGGCAAGGCUCCCAGGCUCCCACCAUUGGGACUACCCUUUAAAAGAGUGGAAAUUAAGUGCCAACAACAGAGACCCUUCCACAAAAGGAAAAAGGCGAAAGGACUCUGACAGGCACAGCUCUAAUGAUGAAGACUCAGUUGGGCAACCUAAAGUUAUAUUGACGAAUGUCCUGAGGACGAAAAUAGGAAGAAAAUACACACAGGCGCAACCUAAAACUGGUGCUAAUUUUUCUGAUGCUGGCAAGCUGCAAUCAGAUCAACCACCCUCAUCAUCUGCUGCCAGUCUAAAGAUAUGGCAAAUUUUAAACCCUACUCUCCAAAGCCUUUUUCUGUCUAAAAGGCAACCCAAAGUUAUUUUGACGAAUGUCCUGAGGACGAAAAUUGGAAGAAAAUACAUAGACAGCCACGUAAUAAUUGAUGCGAAUGUGUCUGAUGCUGACCAGUUACAAUCGGGUCAGCUACCCUCAUCAUCUGUUGCCAACCUACAGACGUGUCAGAUACUAUGUUCUCCUCAUGAAGGUUCUUUUCUGUCUGAAAGGUCUGAGCAUUGCCGGAGAAAAACAGAUGAUCUGUGUAAAUUGACCAAGGCUUCUAAGGAACCAGAAAAAAAUAAUGUCUUCACUUUUAGAAGAUGGGAGCUGCAGAAGAAAGAAAACAGGAACUGUGAUGAACUGGAAAAGAGGAGCAGAAACGUGAACAGCACCACUCUUACUAAGAAGGAAUUGGCCUCUCUUGAUUCUGAGAAAAGGAAAAGAAGAUCUAGUGGCCAUAUUUCUGAUGACUGUAAUGCAUGCAUUCCAGAAAAAGCACUUCUACUGUCUAAAGAGCAAAGAUUAAGUUCAACUCUGUCUCCUGGACACAGAAGAUUGUGUGAGGAUGGACAAAGUCGCGGAUCUGAUACAGUUCUGGUGCCGGAUUGUAUUCCACAGCCACUAGAGAGGGACUAUAAAGACACUUCCACACAGAACCACUUAAGGCCUGCUCCUAUCUGCACAGAGGAACUUGGCUCAGAGUCUUCUCCUGGAAAUUUGUCAGAGAAACAGCUUUCUGCCACCUGUGAGGAUGUGAUUUCACCACGAGUCAGUACCAUCAGGAAAGUAAAGAUGGACACAUCACAGUACCUGAGCAAGCUGCGGAACAGAAUCCGCAGGGUUAAUCGGCAACUUGUUUCAGUUGACCCAAUUGUCCUUUCCAGUGAUGAUGAAGAUGGACCUUCUGAACCAAAAAGCACAGAGCUGCUGCAGGAUAAUAUCACUGACAAUAAAGAAACAGACCAACAGUCUGACUUCUGUUUCUCCGGAAAGCAACUGGACAACAAGCUGGAAAGUCACACUGAGCAGUCUUUAACAGAGUCAGUUGAAGAUAAAUGUCCUAUCAGCUUACCUUCUGGAAGCACACCUAGAAAACGGAUGAACCCAGCACUGGAUGUUAAAUUUGAUAGUCUAUACAUUGGGAAAUUUAAAUGGUUAUCAACAGAUCCUGCUAGGUUUACAACCAAGUAUAUUACGAUCCCAUUUCAGGUGGCUCUUAAUAAGAAUGUUAAGCUGACAGUGGAUACUCUGGACCUGAGAAGGUUUGGCUUGUGGAGAAGUGAUGGUGACUGUUCUUCAACAACAGUAAUUUUCCUCUGGUUGUCUGUGGAUUGUGUAGAAAAGAUUGAAACCCAAUUGGGAAAGUUAGUUACCAGCAAACCAUCCAAGUGUAGUGAAUUUGUAUUUCUUGAAUUGUCCCAACCACUCGCAGAAUGGGAAGAAGACAGACUGACUGAAUUGAUUACAGAUGUGAGCAAGAAGAACAGAGCACCAGAUCUCACUGACUUUUUGUCUUUGAAGCAAGUGUUACUCUUGUUUAAGGAUCUUUCUCCUGAAGAAAGCUCUUUUAUGAGUUACAGUAAGGAUCUGCAAAAGCAACGUAUGCCAAAAGAGAAUACCUCAGAUGCUCCUGAGCCUGCAGUUCAGGAAUCAAAACCGAAAGUGUCCAGGCCCAGUUAUGCCCUUGCAAAUAAGCAGAAUAGUGGUUGCUAUUCUAUCUCUCUGUCCUCUGCACUGAAUGAAGAAUGGAAGGAAGUAAGAGAAACCGGAGCAGUUAAGAAUUUAAUUGUUUAUCCACCCCCACCUGCAAAAGGAGGACUGGGAGUCACAAGAGAAGACCUAGAGUGCUUAGAAUAUGGAGAGUUCCUCAAUGAUGUCAUCAUUGAUUUCUAUCUUAAAUACCUGUUGUUGGAGAAGGCACCAAAACAUCUUGCUGAUCGUACACACAUUUUUAGCAGUUUCUUCUAUAAGUGUCUGACCAGGACAGAAAAAAACGCUGAGGGAGAUCUCAAAGUUUCAGCAGCACAGAGAAGACACAGAAGAGUAAGAACAUGGACUCGUCAUAUAAACAUCUUCAGUAAAGAUUAUAUCUUUGUGCCUGUGAACGAGGAGUCUCAUUGGUACAUGGCAGUUAUCUGUUUUCCUUGGUUAGAAGAAGCUGUAUAUGAGGAGUGUCCCCAUCAGAAUUCAUUAGAUCAGCAGCCUCAACAGUCUCCACUUCAGUCAGAGAAUGAGAACACUAGAACUGGUUCAUUGUUGGCCUUCCUUCAUAACUGCAAGGAUGAAGAAGAAAUGAAUGCUAACAGAAGUUUAUUCUCAAAAGGUGGUGAUGAAAUUGCUGCUUCUGCUUCAGUCCUGGAUUCGGGUAUUUCUAAGAUGUCCCUAAGUAAUUCCAAAAGGCAGAUAUGUAAAAGGCCUUGUAUACUCAUCUUAGAUUCUUUGAAAGCUGGUUCCGUACAGAAAACAGUUCAGGUUUUGAGAGAGUACCUUGAAGCAGAAUGGGAAGCUAAACGAAAAACACAUCGAGAAUUCAAUAAAUACACUAUGAUUGACCUGUGUCCCAGAGUGCCUAAACAAGAUAACAGCAGUGAUUGUGGUGUCUAUUUGCUGCAGUAUGUGGAAAGCUUCUUCCAGAAUCCCAUAGUUAACUUUGAACAGCCUCUGCAGCUGGAGAAGUGGUUCCCUCGUCAACUGAUCAGAAGCAAAAGAGAAGAAAUUCGAGACCUGAUCUUGCAACUGCACUUUCAACAGCAUAGUGGCAGCAGCAGCUAAUAAAUCUAAUAUGCCAGACCUGGCAAAGAACAUUGCUGUAUAAAUUAACUGGAACUCUGCUUAGCAGCGUUUGGACUCUUUCUGCCUUGCAAUGAAGGAAAAAAAAAAAACCAAUCAACCCCAACGGAAGUAUUUUCUUUGUUCAUUGUGUAUUUAUUUAAAGACUUUUUUUAUUUGCAUUUCCUUUUUCAUAGAAUGAAGUUGUGGGGUAUAAGGAGAAAGUUGUAGAUAAAAGUGUAAAUAUGUAAGUUAAGGGUAAUACAUACUGAUUGAUAAUUGGUUCUUUACUUUGAAUAUGAAAGCUGCAUACAGGUAUGCGCCACAAGGAUGGAAAAAUAUUUUCAUCUUUUGGAGCCUGUUCUUUACAAUUCCAUAUAAACAUGGAUGAUCAUAUAGGAGUCAGGCCUGAAGGCAAGAUUUUUGACCCUAUACUGUGUCUCUCUUGAUUUUGCAGCUCAUACAGAUAAAAUGAAUACUAUGUAUUGUUUUAAGGAUCUAAUAUUGACUCUCUUUAGAGAUGUAUUUUUUGUUUUGUUUCUGAUUAUGUACAGAAGUAGUCUGCAUGUGUCAGAAAAUUCUGCCAAGAUUUGAGGCUGCUGAGUU